Messenger RNA from Bombyx mori (domestic silkworm), 7361 nucleotides. RefSeq lists its product as uncharacterized. Bases 3411 to 7166 code for a protein of 1251 amino acids. NCBI's taxonomy places the organism in Eukaryota, Metazoa, Arthropoda, Insecta, Lepidoptera, Bombycidae. The record is from RefSeq and is a predicted model, not a curated record. Gene Ontology annotation, biological process: DNA integration. Gene Ontology annotation, molecular function: nucleic acid binding. The transcript is spliced from 2 exons.
AGAGUAACCUAAGUGUUCGAAACCAAUCCGUUAGUUUUUGAAUUCUUACCACGGCAACACGGGUCGCGAUUUGACGGUGCCGUCGCGAUUUGACAUCUGGCACUUUGUCUUGCUUCUCGAACGGGACGGUACCUGUAUAUUGACGGUCUACGCUAAAGUUGUGUAUCAUCGCUAAUCCUUAUCCAUUCCUGCCCCAUACCCUUCUCCCUAAGUGAUACGGCGUGAGAAGACGAAGGCAUCGGUUCCGGUGAGUGAUUGCAUGAUAUUUUGUUAAAAUAGUACAUACGGCGCCGCGAAUCGCGGCACAAGUUCGACGCGCACCUCGUGCUGGUUUCCGUAGCCCUAGGCUGCCACGAGGUCGCUGGGUUCGAAUCGAACAAUUUCUGGUAGCAGAGCGUGGUUAGAUUUCUGAAAUCUAUAGUAAUUACCACGAAUGUAAAAAUUUUUACGUCUAACCUCACUUAAUUUUGUUACUAGUCAGCAGAAGUAGUGUAGGCAUAGGGUUCGGUUCUGUUUAAACUAUCAUUCUGCUGACCUAGGUCAGGUCAUUUAGUGUGUUUCUAUCCACCUGGUUAAGAAAAUUAGUGAGUAGUAAUAGUUAGUAAUAGUAAGACUGAUUUAUUAGCUUCCACUGCGCAUAGCUGACUAAUUGUACGUGAGUUGGACAGCUGUGCUGGCUGAGUUUAUGACCUAGCACACAGCUGCUACAGUGGUCAGCUAUUUUCAUACUAUUACUACAGAUUUAUGUUAAUUCUGCUCAUCAUAGCAGUAGAUUACCACAUCUAUUUAAGCAUUAUUGUGUGUAACAAUCUGAAUGUUAUUACAGUUUGGGUUUAUAAUUUAUUAUUAAUUUGUGUAUGAUUGUAGCUCACUUCCUACUUAUAUUUUAGUAUAAUUGAGCUGCAACACAUUUGUAAUUGAAUAUAACUGGAGUACUUGUUGAACUUGUAGUAGUAGAUUGCUGGUUGGGCCCUGUUUGGAGACUAGCUUAGUUAUAGUCCAGAGGCCAACGGUGUAUGAGUGUCAUUUCAAAACUUAUACCAGCAAUUUGCUAUUAUAUAUAUUUUUUGUUAUUUGUUUUAAUUUGUUCUAAAUUUAAAUUACUUGUUUGAAUUUGUGGUAGUGGAUUGCUGACUGUGGGCCCUGCUUGGUGACUGGCUUUGGUAUAGUCCUGAGGCCAUCAGUGUUUGAAAAUUAAUUCACAAAUUUUUAUCAGCAAUUUGCUAUCAUAUAAUUAAUUUUUAAUUUUAAUUUUGUUAUUUGACUUACCCGUUGAACGGUGUGAAUACUUUGUGAUAGUAAAUUGUUGAUUGGGUCCUGUUUGGUGACUAGCUUCUAGUUAUAGUCUAGAGGCCAGGUGCGCUUGAGUUUAGUUACAACUCAAAACCUGGUAUCAGCAAUUUUCUAUCUUAUAACUUUUAAUUUUAAGUUUGUUCUUAUUUGUUGGGGUGUCCUUGGUACAGUGGUGAGGUCUAGGUUACCUAAAUACUUAGGAGUAGGAAUAUUUUGGUGGGCUCACUCGUACACUCCUUUAAAUAAUUCCUUUGUUUUUGUUUUGAAUUUUUACUUUGAAUUUUUUUUUUUAUUUUUUUUUUUGAUUUUUUUUUUUGAUUUUUUUUUUGAUUUUUUUUUUGUUCUGGUUGUAAACUGCAAGUAACAUGUCGGUGUCCUACAUUCGCGGGAAGGUGACUAGUGAGCUCCGAUGGUUCGCAUCAGCUCAUGCUUUGGUUGACAGAACGGAUAGGGAUGCGGCAUUGCUCGAUAGGGCGUCUCAGGUGCACGAACGGUUGGAGGUAGUGUACGAUCGGUUGUCUGACCUCGUUGCUUUGGGGUCCGAAGUGGAGAAGGAGGUGAUCCAUGCCAUCGGUCUUGACGUGGACCAGUGUCAGGAGUACGCUGAUGCCAUUCUGCAACGGGUGGCCGAUAUUAAGAAGCAGUCGCCUUCCGGUGGUAAUGGAGGUUCGGGAACUUCGUCAGGCGUCAUAUCACGCCUCCCCUCCAUCGACCUGCCGAUCUUCCACGGUGAUCUGAACGAGUGGGUCGGCUUUAUAAAUUUGUUUGACAGCCUGGUCCAUGGUCGGUCGGACUUGACUGCCUCUUAUAAGAUGGCUCAGCUUCGGGGUGCUCUGCGAGGUGAACCUGGUGAAUUGGUGGCACACUUGCCUAUCACCAACGACAAUUAUGCGGUCGCACGCCAGAUCCUAUUCGACCGAUAUCAAAAUCAACGACGGUUGGUAGACGCUCAGCUGGCCAGGCUGUUUGCGAUACCCAAACUUUCUCGGGCGUCCGAUAUCAGAACCGAGGUACUGAAUCCAGUUACGGUGGCCACUAAGGCCUUGGGCAAUCUGGGUCUACCAGUAGACCAAUGGUCAUAUCUGCUCUUUUAUAUUGUUGCAGGUAGGGACGAACUGCCUACCCUGGCCAAUCUGCUGGCAUUUUUAGAAGCCGAAAGUCGCAGACACGAGAUUAUGCCACCACCCUCCUCCUCUGGGUCGCGUGUGCCGGCUUCCGGCCACGCCGUUUCGGUUGCUCAGAGGGGAGGGGGAGGGGAUAAGAGGGGGCCGUCUCAACGACUGACUGCGCUCAUGGCAGCGGUGGGAGGCCCACGGUGUGCCUUCUGUCAUGAGAGCGGGCACGACGUAGCCGCCUGUCCGAGGUUCCGGUCGACGCGCAUCAGGGGUAGACGCAACAUCGUUGCCCAGCGGCGAUGGUGCUUUUUUUGUUUUGGGCCGCACACGGCGAGCGUCUGUCCACAGCCACAAUUGUGCCCUAAUUGCGACGGUCGGCACCAUGCCCUCCUGUGUCUGGAGUCUGCCGCCACUCCGAGGUCAUCCGGACGCAGUCAUCCAGCCUCGCCGACCGGUGAGCGCACCGGUCGUAGCCCUCGCCAAUUCGGCGGCGUGGACCCUCGGGAAGAGGCUUCGCAGGGAGGCGCCGGGUUAGGUACUGCGGGCGGGUGCCAGCGGAUGCCCACUAGCUACGCCGGGGUGGCCACGUUGUCCCCCCGUGCGGGGCCGUGUUCGCCUGCUGGAUCGAGUAGCCCUGCUCACUUGUCUCCCCUUCCCUCAGAAGUACGGUUUUCCCCUCCGCUGAGGGAGCGGCCGACGCUGGAGCGACUCCCUCCAGUGUUUGGCCCGUUUGGCCAUCGUACACGGAGGUAUAUGAGGCGGGACGGGAAACGAGGGCCUUAUGUGGGAGCGUGGGAUCCGCUGGCACGCUACGACCUUCCGUCGCGCGCCGACCGGGAUAGCGGGGACCCGGGCCCCCGCUAGGAAAUUGCCGCUCACUGCAGUGUUGCCCCAGCCCCAGAAGCUGUUUUACUUCCUACCGCUUCUGUUCGGGUGUUGGAUUCGGAUGGCAACACUGUGUUUGCUCGAGCUCUGUUGGAUUCCGGCGCACAGGGCAGUAUUAUGUCGAGCAACCUUGCAGUACGGUUGGGCAAUCCUAUUUACAAGUCUUCUUAUUCUAUUCGUGGAGUGGGCAAUGUUAGAAUUUCGGACGUGAUCGGUCACACUUCAUUUAUUUUCUCAUCGAAUCCCAACCCUCGCUUACAGUUUAGAGUCUCAGCUUUGGUGAUGCCUGAGGUGAUAGGUCGUCACCCUCCGGUGAAGGUAAACAGUUACAUACGGUCAUUGACUUCAGACUUACGGCUAGCGGACCCCAAGUUUGACACCCCGGGGCCAGUAGACGUACUACUUGGGGCGGAUGUACUAGGGAAGCUGCUCCUGACUGGGAAGCGCGUUCUUCAUGCGGAGGGUUUGGUUGCAAUGGACACAAAAUUAGGGCAUGUAUUGUUGGGUCCUGCGUUCCGGCCGGUCGCUGCGAGGAAAUCGGACAAUUUUCUGGUCGGGUCUACGCUUUCGGAAGUAGUCCAACGGUUUUGGGAACUAGAAGAACCUCCUACAGCUUAUCGAGUUAACCCGGAUGAGGAGGAAUGUGAGCUGUUUUACCAGAAUAAUACGGGUCGUCUCUAUUCGGGCCGGUUCUUGUUAAGACUUCCUUUUCGGGCGAAUCGCCCACUGCUAGGCAGUUCGAGGAAGGCAGCAGAGACUAGACUUUUGUCAAUGGAGAGACGCAUGAGGCGCGACGCGGUGUUCCGGCAGAAAUAUGUUGAGUUUAUGCGGGAGUAUGAAUCCUUAGGUCACAUGUCGGUUUCCAAGGUAGAUUGGAGUGCUACAGAGCACUGUUUCCUGCCUCAUCAUGCGGUUUUGAAAACUCCUAACGGGAAAAUUAGGGUCGUGUUUGACGGUUCGGUCACGACCUCCUCCGGCGUCUCGUUAAAUCAGUGUCUCCAUUCGGGUCCAAAGCUGAACCGGGACAUUUCAGACAUACUGACGAGCUUCCGCCGGCACCAGAUCGUUUUCGUGGCAGACAUCCGUAUGAUGUUCAGGCAAACGGUGAUUCAUCCGGAGGAUAGGCGGUAUCAACUCAUUCUCUGGCGUGAAAGCUCAGAUGAGCCCAUAAAAAUUUAUGAACUGAACACGAACACUUACGGGUUGCGGUCGAGUCCAUAUUUGGCGGUUCGUUCUUUGCGGGAGCUGGCAGUGAGGGAACGGUUGCACUACCCUCGUGCUGCGGACAUUUUGGAACGGGACCUAUAUGUCGAUGACGUAUGUACGGGCGCCGACAGUGUCGAAGAGGCCUUAUCACGCAAGGAUGAACUGAUCCGCCUUUUGAGCAGGGGCGGGUACGAGUUGAGAAAAUGGCUGUCUAACUGUCCUGAGUUGUUGACUGAUUUGCCAACGGAGUAUCAACAGGAUCCCCAUCUUUUCGAGAAUGUCGAUAACCCUAACAUGCUGUCGGUCCUAGGGAUUCAAUAUCGUCCGAUUCAAGACGAAUUUACCUAUCGGGUGGAGUUGGAAAAUCCAAAGGUAUGGUCUAAGCGAACGGUGCUUUCCACAAUUGCUCGAACCUUCGAUCCAAACGGUUGGAUCGCUCCUGUCACCUUUCUCUUAAAGUGCUUCAUGCAGCGACUGUGGUCUGCUAACCUGUCAUGGGACGAGGGGAUUGCUGGUGACCUAUUGAAGGAUUGGUUGAACUUUUUCUCGUCUCUCCCUGAUAUUAACCACGUGUCAAUACCUCGGAAGCUGGUUCCUGCGGGCAAAUACAAGGCGUCUCUCCACGGGUUUUCGGAUGCCUCGGAACGCGGAUUCGCAGCUGCGGUAUACUUGCGAACGGUUUCUUCAACUGGAAGGGUUGAUAUACGGUUGGUGUUAGCUAAGAGUAAGGUCGCUCCGCUUCGGACACGCAUGACGAUUCCGAAGCUCGAGUUGUCUGGUGCCGCUCUGUUGACUAGGUUGUUAAACCAUACAGCUACUAGUUUACGGUCGGUUAUUGAUUUAGAAAACACUGUCUAUGCUUGGACAGACAGCCAGAUAGUGUUGUGCUGGUUGAAGGCUUCGGUUCAUACACUUGAAGUUUUCGUGGCCAACCGUGUCCCCCAGAUUCAAGGUUCUGAGGUCCCUCUAACAUGGAGACACGUGCCUGGUGAGCUCAAUCCGGCGGACUGCGCUUCUCGGGGAUGCUUAGCAUCGGAAAUAGUUGAUCAUCAGUUAUGGUGGGGUCCCCAGUGGCUCACCAAGAAAGCUUCUCAGUGGCCUCCCUCUCGCAUAGAAGUUCCUCCAGGUCUCGUGGCUGCACCGGCGCAGUUCGAGGAUCGAGGAGUGAUUCAGGGGUUGGAUUUGGAUCUGCUCAUCAACCGUUAUAGCUCCUUGGACAAGCUGGUUAAGGUUACCGCCUGGAUUUUGAGGUUUAUUCGGAAUUGUCGUUUGCCGGUGUCUCAACGCAAUAUGACACCUGUUGUGUGUCCCAUCGAGCGGAAGAAGGCGCUGCUGAAAUUAAUUGAAGUUGUGCAAGCCACCAGUUUUCAUUUAGAAUUGAAGGCGCUAAGGACUGAGCGCCCUAAGCUUCGUGGAGCUAUCGCUCGUCUUAGCCCCUUUGUAGACGGCCAGGGGCUGAUUCGAGUGGGAGGUAGAUUAAGUAACUCCAAUUUACCUUAUUCGGCGCGCCAUCCUCUUUUACUUCCCAAGAAGAGCCAGUUAGUUGACCUGUUGGUGAUGGAUCGCCACAUCGCAAAUUCGCAUUCCGGUUGCAAUGCGCUGCUGGCAUCCCUCCAGAGGGAAUUUUGGAUUCUGUCAGGGCGUCGUACGGUUCGGAGCGUCCUUUUCCGGUGUUUACCCUGUUAUCGGCUUAAGGCGUCUACGAUGCAGCCUCAGAUGGGAGAUCUGCCUCCAGACAGAGUGAAGAAGAUGAGGCCAUUUUCUGGAGUUGGUACGGACUUCGCUGGGCCCUUCAUGAUCAAGGCUUCACGUUUGCGGAAUGUUAGGUUAAUUAAGGCUUAUCUGUGCGUCUUUGUCUGUCUUUCAACCAAAGCUGUACAUCUUGAAGUUGUUGCCGACCUUACAACUGAAGCCUUUAUUGCGAGCUUGGAUAGAUUUGUGUCCCGUCGAGGUUUACCCGAAUUGAUACGCUCCGAUAACGGAACGAAUUUUGUAGGUGCGGACCGUUACUUGCGGGAUGUAGUAAAUUUCUUGAACAAUAACCAGGUGGAUAUUGAAACGGCCCUCUCUCGUCGCGGUAUUCGGUGGACCUUCAGUCCUCCAGGAUGCCCCCACUGGGGUGGAAUUUUCGAGGCAGUAGUAAAAUCGGCUAAGACUCACUUGAUGCGCGUGAUAGGGCAAACCUCGCUCACCUUUGAGGAGUUAACUACGGUAUUUUGUAAAAUUGAAGCGGUACUUAAUUCACGGCCGUUGUGCCCGCUCAGUUCAGACCCGAAUGACUUGGAGUCGUUAACUCCAGGCCAUUUCUUGAUAGGACAGCCACUCAAUGCGUUGCCGGAGUAUCCCCUCUCGGAUAUCAAGCCUGGACGGUUGAGGCGAUACCAGAUGUUGCAGCAGAUGUCCCAAGAUUUUUGGAAACGUUGGUCCCUUGAGUAUUUACAUCUGCUCCAGCAGCGCUUUAAGUGGACGGAUAGAACCAGUCCCCCUCACGUCGGUGACCUUGUGUUGGUUAAGGAUGCUAACCUGCCGCCACUGCGUUGGCGUAGGGGGCGCAUUGUUAAUCUGUUUCCCGGUAAGGAUGGGACCCCUCGGUCUGCAGAGGUUCUGGUCGGGGACUCGGUUCUCAAACGAGCGGUCACAACGUUGUCCCGGCUGCCAGUUGAUUAGGGACAGGUAGGGGACCUGUCCGGGCGGGUGACUGUUCGAAACCAAUCCGUUAGUUUUUGAAUUCUUACCACGGCAACACGGGUCGCGAUUUGACGGUGCCGUCGCGAUUUGACAUCUGGCACUUUGUCUUGCUUCUCGAACGGGACGGUACCUGUAUAUUGACGGUCUACGCUAAAGUUGUGUAUCAUCGCUAAU